AUGGCAGUCAUGCAAACCGGAACCUUCCUCACACUGAAAUACGGCUCUCGAGCCAUGAGCAUGACAUCCUCUAACAAACCGAACUCAAAGGGGAAUAUAGUAGUCACCUCAUCGUAUGCAACGCUGAUCGGUGCAUUUGCAGACCUGGCAUACACAACAGCGAAGAACGGCUGUAAUGGUCUCGUACGAAGCAGAUCUGUUCAACUAUUCUCCAGUAACAUCUGCGUGAACGCCGUUGCGCCUGGUCCUACCUCUACAAGCUUAUUGUCUACUUUGAGACUUGUCGAAGAAGGCGUGGAAUAUAAGCUCGACAAGACGGCUGAGGAAAUCUGGAAACAGACUGCUAGGAUCUAUCGGCGAUACUAUUAUAAUCGGUGCGCUGCACCGGAGGAAAUUGCCAAUGUUGCUAUAUCCUUAGCUUCGGAACUGGCUUCGGCGAUUAAUUGUUGUUUGUGA
Penicillium robsamsonii is the source of this 456-nucleotide messenger RNA. Its product is annotated as Short-chain dehydrogenase/reductase SDR. NCBI's taxonomy places the organism in Eukaryota, Fungi, Ascomycota, Eurotiomycetes, Eurotiales, Aspergillaceae. The transcript has a single exon. Bases 1 to 456 code for a protein of 151 amino acids. The record is from RefSeq and is a predicted model, not a curated record.